Molecule: messenger RNA, 257 nt
Organism: Podarcis lilfordi (Lilford's wall lizard)
Lineage: Eukaryota; Metazoa; Chordata; Lepidosauria; Squamata; Lacertidae
Source: the annotation of a GenBank genome assembly
CUGAUUUGAGACCCGCCGAGGCCGCCGCCGCAAGAGCAGCUGCCGCAGCCCCUUCCCGCUGCCCUUGCCCUCCUCCCGCCGCCGCCAUCCCGCCCGCCCGCCCCGGCUCUCUCCUCCUCCCCUCCCCCCGUCCCGCUCCCUCCGCCCGCCCCGGAGACCCGCGCACCACCCGCCCUCCCUCCUCCCGCUCCCCCCCGUCCCGUCCCCUUCCCCGCCCCAGCGAGGGAGCGAACGAACGCGUGAGCGGCCGGGCCUAG